Molecule: messenger RNA, 1520 nt
Organism: Setaria italica (foxtail millet)
Lineage: Eukaryota; Viridiplantae; Streptophyta; Magnoliopsida; Poales; Poaceae
Product: casein kinase II subunit beta-1
Exons: 5
Coding region: 258-1097 (279 amino acids)
Cellular component (GO): cytoplasm; protein kinase CK2 complex
Molecular function (GO): protein kinase regulator activity
Source: RefSeq, a predicted model, not a curated record
CACAAGCAGCCUGCCCCUGCCGCCGCCCUCAAAGCAGCGUGGAAUUACGUCAGCGCCCCCGUACUUUUCCUCCCUUCUUCGUUCUUCCUCGCCGCCCCGUCCCCCCUCCCUCGUCCCGUCUCGGGACCUCGACACGAGGGCACGCGAUCCCGCCACCGCUCACCUCCACCACCUCCAAACACUAUCCUGCCCUCUGUUCCCAUCCCGCUAUCCCGCCUCAGGGCUGCGGGGGACGAGGUGGGGUCCCCCGCGAGGAGAUGCACCGAGACCGAGGCGCCGCAGCGGCGGCCGGGGGCGCCGGCGACCGGAAGCGGAUCGGCGAGCCGAUGGACAGGUCGUCUCCGUCGACGUCGUGGGGGUUCUCCGGAGGCCGCGAGAAGGAGCGGAUCGUCGCGGGCAAGCAGCCGGAGGUGCCCCGCUCCGGCUCCGGAUCCACCGCGAUGUCCAUGAGCAAGCUCGCUGACGAAGAAUCAGGAACUGACAGCGAAGAAUCAGAUGUAGAUGUUAGUGGUUCAGAUGGGGAAGAUACUUCAUGGAUUUCAUGGUUCUGUAGCUUAAGGGGCAAUGAGUUUUUCUGUGAGGUUGAUGAAGACUACAUACAAGAUGAUUUCAAUCUCUGUGGGUUAAGCAACCAAGUUCCAUAUUACGAUUAUGCUCUUGAUCUGAUAUUGGAUGUUGAAUCUUCCCAUGGCGAUAUGUUCACAGAAGAGCAAAAUGAACUUAUUGAAUCAGCUGCUGAGAUGCUCUAUGGACUGAUUCAUGUCCGGUAUAUCAUUACAAGUAAAGGGCUGGCUGCGAUGUUGGAUAAGUACAAGAAUGUUGACUUCGGCAGAUGCCCUCGAGUGAAUUGCAGUGGUCAACCGUGUCUUCCAGUUGGGCAAUCGGAUAUUCCUCGUUCGAGUUCUGUGAAGAUUUACUGCCCUAGGUGUGAAGACAUCUACACUCCAAGAUCCAAAUAUCUAAGCAACAUCGAUGGAACUUACUUCGGAACAACAUUUACUCACUUGUUUCUGAUGACAUACCCGCAUUUGAAGCCCCAGAAGCCCGCGCAACAAUACAUCCCCAGGGUAUUUGGGUUCAAAAUUCAUAAGCCAUGAGAAAUUUGAAGGCUGAAGAUGUUAAAGAUUCAUCUGCGUUCAAUAGCCCCUUGUGAGCUGCUGGUUUCUGUCUGUGUGUUGCCGUUUAUUGCUUUGUUCGAUUGGUGUAGCCCUGGCUCCUCCAAUGUUCACAUAUCAUCGGAAUGCACCUGGACGCCCCCGGCUGACCUCCAUAGUCUGGCUUCUCACCUUGACCUGAUUAUUCUGAUUUGAUGCUUGUGGUUUGUUUAGCCUAGGUGAACAUCCGUAUUCUUUUAAAACAAGAAAAGGCCUUUAUAUUUGAAUUUCACAGUUGCUGAAGAGGGCAAAAUGUUACUGUGAUGCUGCCAAUUCUCCCUCUGCUGUGAUACUCCAUCUGUUCUCAACAUUUGACGUUUUGAACAAGCAUUUAAGUUCACUUUUGACUAAAUAGUUUGUCAUAAA